Messenger RNA from Pogona vitticeps (central bearded dragon), 1767 nucleotides. NCBI's taxonomy places the organism in Eukaryota, Metazoa, Chordata, Lepidosauria, Squamata, Agamidae. The record is from RefSeq and is a predicted model, not a curated record.
GUUCAUGGUAUCCAGAACAUGAUACCCAGCAUGUGGCCAGAAUACCACCCACAGUCCUUGGCCCCAUCCUUUUGGAGAACAAAACCACUGAUGCCAUGGGGGGGGGGGAAGUCUACUUGAAUUGUCCCCAUUUGGAAAAAAAAAGUAGCCCAGCAACAAGAGAAGGUGCAUUAUGGGAACAAAAAGGGCUGGCCUGAGUCAUGUGAUCAGUAAAAAAAAUGUAAAUUCAUCUUUUUUUCUUUACACGCCUAACAAUUGGAUAUACCAUUCACAGUACAACCUUCUUCAUCCCUUCUUGCGAGUACGUUCCAAAGGGCUCUUUGAGAUUUAUUCGCAAGCCCUUGUGUUUAGGACUGCAGCCUUCUUUCAGUUUUUAAGAUCAAAAACAUUCACUGUCUUCAAGCAUAAAAGCAGGAAGUCCACGCUGCUAAAGAGUAACAAAUAUUUGGGAGUGGUGCCUUGGUUGGUUGCAACAGAAACAUGAAGGAGAAACCCAGGGGAUGGGCUGCCUCUUAUUUGCUGGCGGGGGUCAGCAGCUGUGGCCCUCCAGCAGUCCCUGGACUGUGAUCCUGUGAUCCCUAUCAGCCCUGCCCUCACCACUAGAGCCAUUGGCGAGGGAUCAUGCAGGGAUCAACAAUCUGGAAGGCCAUUGCUACCCACCUCUGGAGCUACAGGGACCCGUGGUCCUACAGAGCUGGCCUGCAGAAACCGGCUUCUUGUGAAUUACACGACGUAUCCUUGAUUUUGCAAGAUACAUCCUGAAUUUGGUUCCCAUGUAAAGGCAAAACAGAACAACUUUAUGACGCAUCUUCUCUGCAUUGCCACCUGCAAAGAAAGAUAGAUGUGGAUAAUUCUCUGUUGAGACCUGCUCUUGAUAUGACAAGCUGGUUCAAGGCAUUGCUGCAGAAGCCCCGGAAAGGUUCAAACCCAUCGCAAUGGCCCUUGAAUGAUCCAUCUGCGAGGCCUUCUUCAUCUCUCCCCACUGUGAGAGGCCGUAGCUCUCCUCCUGCCUCAGGAAACAGACCCAGACAGGUGCCCUCCGCUGACCAGGUAAAUGUCAACAGCUCCGAGAGUGCCCGCUGGAAUAAGUCCUACGAUGUCUGCAUCUGCCACAAUGAGGGUGACCUUGGUUUCGUGGAAGAGUUAGUCUCCUACCUGGAGAGCCAGCCUGAACACUUCCGCUGCUUUCUUCAGCCGCGGGACUCAGUGGUGGGAGGCGCCAUCGUUACGGAGUUGUGUGAUGCCGUGCAGAACAGCCAUUGUUGGGUUCUGCUCAUCACGCCUAACUUCCUCAAGGAUCCCUGGUGCCGUUACCAAAUGCAUCAUGCCUUGACAGAGUCCCCCAUGGCUAAUGGUCGCACCAUUCCCGUGCUGAAGGAUGUGGACCGCCGGGAUUAUCCCAGGGAGCUUCGAUGCAUUUAUUUCAUCAGUGUGACGCUCUGGGAGACGACCUUCAAGCAGAUCAGAGAAACAGUGAUGCGUUGUAAGUAAUCCGUUAGGACAGCAGAACUUGGAAGUUAUCUGCCAUCAGUAAGGGAGUUGCCUGCAACAAGUUGUGUUUCAGAAGUAACUGAAUGAUUGGGAGCCGUGUAACUGUUAGUAUAAUGAGUAACAUUUCCUAGUUCUUUUUAACCGGGGGGGGGGACAUUUUUGGAGGCACUUCAACAAGGAUUUUUCAAAUCUUGCACUCUUUUCUUAUCCUGGGAUCUUUUUUUCUCUCCCCCCAAAAAGUUGGGUUCUGCUCAUCAGUAGUAGAAAAUAAUAAGU